UAAUGGGUUUGACAACUCUGGCGCUGAUAAUUUCCCAUGUCCGUCGUCGAAUCUUGACGAGCUAUGUCAGAAUCCCGAGUCAGUACUAUCCCGAUGCCGACCACGGGAAUCGUAUAGUUUGCCCAAGGUUAUUGUGUGUGUUGGGGGUGAGCCGACUGCUCUGUGCGUGGUGGAGAUUUUCAGUCCCUCCAUGUCGGUUGUGUGGCGCAUGGAAAAACCAAGGCUUCCGUAUGGCGUUCUUGGAUUCGGCGUGGCGGUUCUGAAGGACUCAUUGAUGGUAUGCGGCGGCUUGGAAGAUGAUGGUCCCUUGCCUUACGCUGAUCUGAAGCGCGUUCGUCGGCUGGAUCUGUUUCGUGAUCGAUCGACGGAUCUGACACCUAUGCUGUCCCGCCGCGCCUUUGGGGGUGCCGCUUCUCUUAACGGCCGCGUCUACGCUGUUGGUGGCUAUAACGAGGAAGACGAACCGAUGGCCGCCGUUGAAUUUUACGACCUUGAGAAAAAUACUUGGCAGCCCGUCGCCGGACUACCACUUCCAUUAGGUCAUUUCGCCAUGGUGGCUACCAAUAAUCGGCUGUACGUGUUUGGGGGCAGGUCCACAUGGGGAGGCACUUUUACAACGGCUAACGCGGCGUUAUGCUACGAUCCAGCAGUGGAUGCAUGGAUUACGCUGGCCGACAUGCCAACUGCACGGCGUUAUUGUAGUGCCUGUGUGGGUCCCGGUGGCCUAAUUUACGUAAUCGGUGGAAAAUCAGAAGAUGGUAGAUAUUUGCGUUGCGUUGAGGCUUACGAAAUCCGUAACGAUCGAUGGUUGAAAAAAAGUGAUAUGAUUAGCGCUCGCUCCGCAGCCGGUUGUGGUUAUGUGGACGGCCGGAUCUUUGCCCUUGGCGGCGGAGGCGACGAAGACGGUGUUCGUUCUGAUAUCGAGUUUUAUGACGAGGAUACCGGCAUGUGGAGCGUUCAUCCCUGCCGACUAUCUCAGCCAAAAGAGAGCUUUGGCUGUGUGGUGAUGCCGAUGAAAAAAGGUAGCAACUGGACUGGUGAAGUGAAUGACACUUCGGAUGAUGAAGAAGCGGGACAGGAAUGAAGAUAAACGGUGUUUGCGGCUUGACGAUCGCUUUGGUUAUGUAUCAGUGGAAAUGGAUUUUAGCAGCAUUUCAUGUCGGUUUUACUACUGGGUUCGUUACGGACCUCGUGUUUCGAUGGUCAAUGGGUGCCCAUCAUCAUACCUUUACAUAUUUUGUGCAUUUUGCUGAUAUUCAUUAAUA
Paramacrobiotus metropolitanus is the source of this 1265-nucleotide messenger RNA. Its product is annotated as kelch-like protein 17. The transcript is spliced from 5 exons. The record is from RefSeq and is a predicted model, not a curated record. Gene Ontology annotation, molecular function: protein binding. Lineage: Eukaryota; Metazoa; Tardigrada; Eutardigrada; Parachela; Macrobiotidae. The coding region runs from base 191 to 1084 and encodes 297 amino acids.